GAGUCAUACUCACAAACAUGUAAUACUAUAUUUAACAGUCUGCAACUUGCAGCUUUCUGUUACUCAUCGGGGAGGAGUACUUGAGUCACUGUAUUUGUUUAUUAAUUGCACGAUUAAUACAUAUUUCAAUUUCAGUGUAAUAUUUUUGUAUCUCAUUUUAAUAAAACCGUAACUGUGUAAUUUGAAAACGAAAUUGUUUAAAAUGUCGCGGGUUACUACUUUGCUGAUGCUUAUUUGCAUCAACGCGGGAUUGUGCUACGGUAUGAAAUGCUCGUGGGGACAUGAAAACUUCAUAUCUAAUGUAAUAAAUUCAUGCCCAGGAUUACUUGAUUCUGAAGACAGAUCUUACUGUUGCUAUGAUAUUUCUAAUGAAAAAAUGUAUUGCUGCGAUGCCAUGGAAUUUGCAUUGAAAUCAUCAUGGAUCGUGCUGAUAGUGAUUAUCACAUUUACCAUUGUACUCUCACUGAUAGUAUUCUGCGUAUCGUGCUUAUGCUGUAGCUGCUGUCCAUGGUACCGUAGACGACAUCGAGGAACAGUUUAUGGAAUACAGGUACCUAGUGUGGUACAUGUAAUUCAAUCACCCGCGAGUGUUCCGCAACCGACUCCACACUAUACAAAUCCUACGUAUCCUACGAGUUCAGCAGGAAUAUCACAACCGCCAUCAUAUUCUGAAGUUGUUUACGAAAAACAAGCACCCUAUAAUCCAAAUUAUACAUCUUCAACUCAACAGUAACGUUGAAUAAUGUUAUUGUUUAAAGAAAUUACGUUACAAAUCAUAUAUGUAUGUAUAUAUAGUCUCGAAACGGUGCCUGUAUUGUGAUCUUUCGUUUACUAGAAAUAUGAAUACUCGUCUUCCCUCGGAAAAACGCUAAAGUCGCGACGAAGUAAUCUUUUUCAAUGAUAAGGAGCUAUGUAUUUAAAUUCCUAAGACAUUUUAGUCAAAUGCAGAAAAUAUUAACAUAAAUAUCUGCUUAAGAUAUACAUUAUUUUAGACGAUUUUACAAGAAUGUGUUCAAAUAAGGAAUUUUAUAAGUUAUGAACAUUUCAUUUAUAUUUACAUAUUCAUUACUGAAAUGAAAUUGUUGCCAUAUCAAUUCUACAAAGUUAAUAUCUUUUUUAUAAUAUUUGAAACACUACUGAUAGACAUUAAAUAUACUUAAAAUAGUCAAUUUAUAAAGAAAUUAAUAUACUGAAUUAAUAUGAACAAUGUAUUAAAGCUCAAAUGAAUUUAAAAUAUUAUAGAUAUACGAUCUUUAAACGAAUAUAAAACACAAAAUGCAUUUG
This is a messenger RNA of Frieseomelitta varia, 1284 nucleotides long. Its product is annotated as protein shisa-4-like. The record is from RefSeq and is a predicted model, not a curated record. The coding region runs from base 203 to 733 and encodes 176 amino acids. Lineage: Eukaryota; Metazoa; Arthropoda; Insecta; Hymenoptera; Apidae. The transcript is spliced from 5 exons.